AUGUCGGAUGAGUCAAGGUCAAAUGCAGACAGAGACCUACUGGCGCGGCUUAAUGCGCUGAAAACGUCGGCCGUGUCCUUUGAACAGACAAACUUUCAGACACCUCUGGGGAAGGGAACUCCUAUUUCACUUGACCCUAGCCCUGAUCGCGCCCUCCAUUCCGACCUUCUCACGAGAUGGAAAUCGCUCGGGGGUAGUCCUUCCUCGUCUCAACCCAAGGACCCCGCUAUUCCAGCCGAAAAAUCUGAAGAUGAGAAAACAGUGGAAGAACUUCUGGCAGACUUAGGGCCUUCAGAUGCGUGGGAAGUCACACAGAGUGAAGAACAACAGGUUGCAGAUCUGCUGCGGACUGCAAAUUCAGCGCUGGCAGAUGCCUCACACACAGAAAGUGAACGAUCACGAGAAGAUCAGGCUCAAGAUACAGGAGAGGAUCAUACUUCUGCAAAACUCCCGCCAAUUGAUGUCUCAGUGUUUCAACCGGGACCAGAAACAGAAGAGAGUCCAGUCACCGCGGUAGGCAACAAGUCGAAAUAUACCUUGGACCAGGAGGCGGAUGAACUGUUGGCAAGGUUUCUAGACGAGGCCAAACUUGAAACUGCAGAAACAGAGGAAGAAAGCGAGAGUUUGCCAAAGGAUGAAGACGGUAUCGCACCAAGCAAGUCGGGGCAAGCAAGCCCCAGUUCUGGACGGGAUGUUUCUACUCUCGACCUGCCUACUACUCCUUCAAAACUGCCAGAUCCAGAGAUCUCCACAGGACAGUCAAAUGAAGAUGACGACCUAGCCUCUCGCUUUGCAGGCUUGUCACUGCCGUCAGUCCCCACUGGCAUGAAAUCUACCAAGUCAUCGUCUGCUGCAUCGAAACCCAAGAUCGGUUUUACCGACGAGGAAAUUGACACUUGGUGUAUUAUAUGCAGCGAUGACGCUACGCUCCAGUGCAUUGGCUGUGACGGAGAUCUCUACUGUACCAACUGUUGGAUAGAAGGUCACAGAGGCGAGGACGCUGGGUUAGAGGAACGCAGUCACAAGGCUGUCCAAUAUGUCAAAGGGGGUGGGAAGAAAAAGGCACCCAAGAGAAGAGUCAUGAUGGGUGCUUGA
Molecule: messenger RNA, 1095 nt
Organism: Fonsecaea multimorphosa CBS 102226
Lineage: Eukaryota; Fungi; Ascomycota; Eurotiomycetes; Chaetothyriales; Herpotrichiellaceae
Exons: 2
Coding region: 1-1095 (364 amino acids)
Source: RefSeq, a predicted model, not a curated record